AUGCUGCUUUUGCUGCUGCUGGCGCCUGUCUUCCUCCGCCCCCUGGGCGCGGGCGGGGCGCAGACCCCCAACGCCACCUCCGAAGGUUGCCAGAUCAUACACCCGCCCUGGGAAGGGGGCAUCAGGUACCGGGGCCUGACUCGGGACCAAGUGAAGGCUAUCAACUUCCUGCCCGUGGACUAUGAGAUUGAGUAUGUGUGCCGGGGGGAGCGCGAGGUGGUGGGGCCCAAGGUGCGCAAGUGCCUGGCCAACGGUUCCUGGACAGACAUGGACACACCCAGCCGCUGUGUCCGAAUCUGCUCCAAGUCUUAUUUGACCCUGGAAAAUGGGAAAGUUUUCCUGACGGGUGGGGACCUCCCAGCUCUGGACGGAGCCCGGGUGGAUUUCCGGUGUGACCCCGACUUCCAUCUGGUGGGCAGCUCCCGGAGCAUCUGUAGUCAGGGCCAGUGGAGCACCCCCAAGCCCCACUGCCAGGUGAAUCGAACGCCACACUCAGAACGGCGCGCAGUGUACAUCGGGGCGCUGUUUCCCAUGAGCGGGGGCUGGCCGGGGGGCCAGGCCUGCCAGCCCGCGGUGGAGAUGGCGCUGGAGGACGUGAAUAGCCGCAGGGACAUCCUGCCGGACUAUGAGCUCAAGCUCAUCCACCACGACAGCAAGUGUGAUCCAGGCCAAGCCACCAAGUACUUGUACGAGCUGCUCUACAAUGACCCCAUCAAGAUCAUUCUCAUGCCGGGCUGCAGCUCUGUGUCCACACUUGUGGCUGAGGCUGCCAGGAUGUGGAACCUCAUUGUGCUUUCCUAUGGCUCCAGCUCACCAGCCCUGUCAAACCGGCAGCGCUUCCCCACAUUCUUCCGAACACAUCCAUCUGCCACGCUCCACAACCCUACCCGAGUGAAACUCUUUGAAAAGUGGGGUUGGAAGAAGAUCGCCACCAUCCAGCAGACCACAGAGGUCUUCACUUCGACUCUGGAUGAUCUAGAGGAACGAGUGAAGGAGGCUGGAAUUGAAAUAACUUUCCGCCAGAGUUUCUUCUCAGAUCCAGCUGUGCCUGUCAAAAACCUGAAGCGCCAGGAUGCUCGAAUCAUCGUGGGACUUUUCUAUGAAACAGAAGCCCGGAAAGUUUUUUGUGAGGUGUACAAGGAGCGUCUCUUUGGGAAGAAGUAUGUCUGGUUCCUCAUAGGGUGGUAUGCUGACAAUUGGUUCAAGAUUUAUGACCCGUCCAUCAACUGUACUGUGGAUGAGAUGACCGAGGCAGUAGAGGGCCACAUCACCACUGAGAUCGUCAUGCUGAACCCUGCUAACACCAGAAGCAUUUCUAACAUGACAUCGCAGGAGUUUGUGGAGAAACUAACCAAACGACUCAAAAGACACCCUGAGGAAACGGGAGGCUUUCAGGAGGCGCCCCUGGCCUAUGAUGCCAUCUGGGCCUUGGCACUGGCCCUGAACAAGACCUCUGGUGGAGGGGGCCGUUCCGGUGUGCGUCUGGAAGACUUCAAUUACAACAACCAGACCAUUACUGACCAAAUCUACCGGGCAAUGAACUCCUCAUCCUUCGAAGGUGUUUCUGGCCAUGUGGUGUUUGAUGCCAGCGGCUCUCGGAUGGCUUGGACGCUGAUUGAGCAGCUCCAGGGUGGCAGCUACAAGAAGAUUGGCUACUAUGACAGCACCAAGGAUGAUCUUUCCUGGUCCAAAACAGACAAGUGGAUUGGAGGGGCUCCCCCAGCUGACCAGACACUGGUCAUCAAGACAUUCCGCUUCCUGUCACAGAAACUCUUUAUCUCCGUCUCAGUUCUCUCCAGCCUGGGCAUUGUCCUUGCUGUUGUCUGUCUGUCCUUUAACAUCUACAACUCCCAUGUCCGUUAUAUCCAGAAUUCCCAGCCCAACCUGAACAACCUGACUGCUGUAGGCUGCUCACUGGCAUUAGCGGCUGUCUUCCCCCUGGGUCUGGAUGGUUACCACAUCGGGGAAAACCAGUUCCCUUUCGUCUGCCAGGCCCGCCUCUGGCUCCUAGGUUUGGGCUUCAGUCUGGGCUAUGGCUCCAUGUUUACCAAGAUCUGGUGGGUCCACACAGUCUUCACCAAGAAGGAAGAAAAGAAGGAAUGGAGGAAGACCUUAGAGCCCUGGAAGCUAUAUGCCACAGUGGGCCUGCUGGUGGGCAUGGACCUCCUUACUCUUGCCAUCUGGCAAAUUGUGGACCCCUUGCACCGGACCAUUGAGACUUUUGCCAAGGAGGAACCAAAGGAAGACAUUGAUGUCUCUAUCCUGCCGCAGCUGGAGCACUGUAGCUCCAGGAAGAUGAAUACAUGGCUUGGCAUUUUCUAUGGUUACAAGGGGCUGCUGCUACUGUUGGGAAUCUUUCUUGCUUAUGAGACCAAGAGUGUGUCCACUGAGAAGAUCAAUGACCACAGGGCUGUGGGCAUGGCCAUCUACAAUGUGGCGGUCCUGUGCCUCAUCACUGCCCCUGUCACCAUGAUUCUGUCUAGCCAGCAGGAUGCAGCCUUUGCCUUCGCCUCCCUUGCCAUUGUAUUCUCCUCCUAUAUUACUCUGGUCGUGCUCUUUGUGCCCAAGAUGCGCAGGCUGAUCACCCGAGGAGAAUGGCAGUCGGAAGCUCAGGACACCAUGAAAACAGGCUCAUCCACUAAUAACAAUGAGGAAGAGAAGUCGAGGCUGUUGGAGAAGGAGAAUCGUGAACUGGAAAAGAUCAUUGCCGAGAAAGAGGAGCGUGUUUCUGAACUGCGCCAUCAGCUCCAGUCUCGGCAGCAGCUCCGCUCCAGGCGCCACCCCCAGACUCCCCCAGAUCCUUCUGGGGGCCUACCCAGGGGCCCCUCGGAACCCCCUGACCGUCUUAGCUGUGAUGGGAGUCGAGUCCACUUGCUUUACAAGUGAGGGGGUGUCAGGCCAGUAGGGGAGGGAAAGGGAGUGGAGAGAGGGUGGGGAGCUAGAAGGAGGCAGGGGACCCCCAUCCCCAGCUGGGAAGCACUGCACUGUCCAAUCCCAUCUCUUGUAAAUACUCGUCUCUCUGUGAGUCUUGGGGUUAUUUGGUUCUCCAAUACUCCAGGAAACUGACCCUCUUUUCUCAUUCAUUCGUACAACUCUGUCACUACUUCCUCAUUUAGUUUGUACCUUGCUGGAAGCUACUCAUAACUCCUCAGCAGCCUGACUGCAUCUUCCUCUCCCACAAUACACCUCUGUCUCGUUACCAGGGCAACCCCUAAGCUCCCCACUGCCUUUGUGCUGGGCUCCUGUCAGCAGGGGUCUCCCCACAAGUGCUCUUUCCACCCCAGCAGGGGCCUCUCCAUGUCUCUCGCCAUCAUGGUCCUAAUCUUCCGUCCUGCUUGCCCUUCCACACACCCCCAUGUUUUCCUCCUCUUCAGUUUUGCUGCUUCUGAAGGCCCAGCCUUCUCACCAAGGCUCGCCCGCUCCUUGUCUCUGCUCUGUGUGUACUCACACCCAGAACUUUCCAGCACACACCCCUCCUCUCCUCUCUUGCUCAUGGCUGCUGUGUUCUUGCACCCCGUGCUGUUCCAGUGUGCUCCCUGUGUGCACCAGAGCACACAUCUCUCGUGGUCAGGUGUCCCUGUGUGUUUGGGUAAGUGUGUGUGAUUUGGGUAAGUGUGUGUUGAGCUGUAUCUUCCCUACUUGCACACAUUCAUGUGUCUCUGCAUACGUUCCCCAUGUGUCCUCAGUGCCCUCUUUAUCCCUUUGUACCUUAAGGUUAUUGUAUUUUCCAACAGAGCCAUAUGCACCCUACUUGCACAUUAUUAGGCACUUUCUCCCAAGCCAUGUUUGCUGGGCCUGUCCAUCCACUCUUCUGUUUUCAUUCCCUCUCCUUAUCAUCCAUUCACCCUCCUUAUCCUCAUCCACUUUCCUUCAUCAUGGGCAGGUUCUGAUCAAACUUCCCCUCUCCCUCUUCUGUGCUCACGUUCUACCCUCUGUCUAUUCUCACGAUUACCCUCACUCAACACCAGUGCUCUUUCCUUUUCUUUGUAAUCCAUUCCUCCUUUUGUUCCUUUGCUCCUUCAUCCCUUCCUACCUUCCUUCCUUCACCUCCUCCUCUCUUCCUUUCUCUCUCUUCUCUCUUUCUUGAACUAAGGGUAAAGAACUAGGGGGCAGACUUGGGGAGCUGCUUCUAGUGGAUAGUGGGUGAGAAUCCUACCAAAGGAAGGCGUCUCUGACUGCUGGGAUGGACAGAUGGACCGAUGGGGCGGGAGGUGUCGUCCCUUUCACACUGUGCUGUCUCUUGGAGAAGACUCUGCUCCCAACUCUCAAUAAACCAGUGAACAGUGUGA
Messenger RNA from Dipodomys spectabilis (banner-tailed kangaroo rat), 4289 nucleotides. RefSeq names its product gamma-aminobutyric acid type B receptor subunit 1 (gene Gabbr1). Gene Ontology annotation, biological process: gamma-aminobutyric acid signaling pathway; G protein-coupled receptor signaling pathway. Gene Ontology annotation, molecular function: G protein-coupled GABA receptor activity. Bases 1 to 2886 code for a protein of 961 amino acids. The transcript has 22 exons. The record is from RefSeq and is a predicted model, not a curated record. Gene Ontology annotation, cellular component: G protein-coupled receptor heterodimeric complex; membrane. NCBI's taxonomy places the organism in Eukaryota, Metazoa, Chordata, Mammalia, Rodentia, Heteromyidae.